Molecule: messenger RNA, 1463 nt
Organism: Gaeumannomyces tritici R3-111a-1
Lineage: Eukaryota; Fungi; Ascomycota; Sordariomycetes; Magnaporthales; Magnaporthaceae
Exons: 1
Coding region: 95-1111 (338 amino acids)
Source: RefSeq, a predicted model, not a curated record
GCUGGCUCCAGAUGUGGCGCCCAUUGCGAGGGCGGGGGUGUUCAGCUGGGAUUGUAUCGCAAGCCUUCUUUUCAGCCAUCGGACCUGGUGAUGCAUGGACGAUGAUCUGUGGACGGCGCAUGCGUUCAUUGUUUAUUCCUGCAGUGGACUACCACCGUGUGGCACUGCCCAAUUACGAGCGAAUGACGACAUAGACAUUGCUAAGUGUCACCAAUUGUCGAUUUCAGAAAACCCCAGGAAGACUGGGGGAACCUAUCCUGAAGGCAUCAAGAGCCACACACACUACAAAAUGACGUCUUCAAACGCAAACAUCGAUGCCACAUGGUCUUUGACUGAGCACCUGCUCGAGUCGAACCAGGCCUCGUACCAAGCAGCCACACAGUCACCGUUCCUGCUCGCCGCCGCCCAAGGCCGUCUCUCCAAGGAACUGCUGGGGCGCUGGCUCGCCAACGACAGGCUCUACAUCCACAGCUACAUCAAGGCCGCCGGGCGCGUGCUCGACGCUGUGGACCUGGACCAGACUUCCCCGGCUGCCGAGUCGAGCCCCGAGGCGGAGCUGGUCGGGUGGGUCGUCGAGGCGCUCGUCGGCCUCCGCCGCGAGGAGGUCAUGUUCGCCGACGUCGCCCGGCGCUACGGCCUGGACCUCGCCCUGGACGCCAGCCCCGACGACCCGCGCCGGGUGCUGCAGUCGGCCAAGCUGCCGGGCCUGGUCCAGUUCGAGGCCCUGUUCGCGUCCGUGCUCCCCCGCGACGCCGCCGCCGCCGCCGCGCCGACCCCCGCGUGGCUCGAGGCCGCUGUGCUCCUCUGGGGCACCGAGCGCAUCUACCUCGACGCCUGGAGCUGGGCGCGCGCCCAGCGGCCGGGCAAGGGGGAGGAUGCGGACGGCGGCGCGGUGAGGAGGGAGUUCAUGCCCAACUGGACCAACCCCGAGUUCGCCGCCUUUGUUAGCCGUCUGGGGAGGACGCUGGACAGGGCUGUGGGCCAGGCCCUGGCUGCCGUGGACCCGCCCCAACGACAGGCGGUCCAGGCAGGGAUUGUGGAGCGGACGGCGGGCACGUGGAACGCCCUGCUAGCCGCUGAGGCGGCUUUCUGGCCCGGGGUGGACGGGUAGCGGCGCUUUUCUGGCGGCUGCGAGUUAUUUUUACGUGGAGCGCAGUUUACCUGCUCACCGUGUCGGUGUAGGCUUCUUGGUUUGGUGACGCAAGAAAAAGUUGGGAGAAGGUGUUGUCGUCGAUUGUCGCCUCGAGCCCGAGCCCGUGCCCUUAAUUAAUCUCAUGUUUCCUUUCAUGUCAAUGGCACCCCUGAGCGGAGGGUUUUCGUCUCAUGUUUAAGCACAAAAAACCCUCACAACCCAACCAGAUGGGACAAUCACUUUAGCCCAACGUGUAGGGUUUCAAACAGGCAGCCCCUGAGCUGGCAUCGUCAAAGAAGCAAUCCGAUUACUCGCGUGACGCAGAGACGCC